This is a messenger RNA of Cyprinodon tularosa, 7423 nucleotides long. RefSeq lists its product as uncharacterized. The transcript is spliced from 7 exons. NCBI's taxonomy places the organism in Eukaryota, Metazoa, Chordata, Actinopteri, Cyprinodontiformes, Cyprinodontidae. The coding region runs from base 38 to 5899 and encodes 1953 amino acids. The record is from RefSeq and is a predicted model, not a curated record.
UCCUGCCGUGCUCGUGCCCGCCAGAGGAAAAUAGAAAAUGGCGAGUCUGUGCGAAAAGCAGCAAUGCACAAUCGACAGGCGCGGCUUUCGGCAGGAACUUGACUCUUGGCGACACAAACUCAUUCACUGUGUAGGGUUUGAGAGCAUCCUUGAAGGUCUGAUUGGUCCCGAGCUGGAAGAAGACCUAAAAGUAUUUAAAAACUCUGCGCCUGCGACUGAUUGGUCAUUUGAUGAAAACUGUCUGUUCUGCUGUUUGAGGAGGGAUAAAGUCAAGGAACACCUGUUUGGUCUCAACAAGGAGCGUCUUGAAGAUACACCUAAACCUCUCCUAGUUAAAGAUCAGAUUAGAAUCAUCAGGCUAGAGAAGAAGGCUGAGGAGUUUCUCAAAGCAGUUCUUUGCAGAAAAGAUGUGCCAAAUUUCUCAGAACCACACAUUCCAUUAGUGGCUCGAGAGAUUCUUCAGAGAAUGAUCAGCCAGUUUGCAGCCGAAUAUACCUCAAAAACCAGCUCUCCUCAGGGCAGUAGCUCAGACUCUCCACCUCAGUCUGACCAAAGCCGACCGGCUCCACGCCCCCUGCCGGCUGGGACUCCUUCUGUUAGCCCUGCUGACAUCCUUAGUGUGCCGGCACAAAACCAGAACCCAGUUCUGAGCAAGCUUCUCAUGGCUGACCAGGAGGCUCCCUUAGACCUCACCAUCAAGAGGCCUGCUACAGAGCCCCAUGAACAAGAUGGAGUUCUUGACUUAUCCAUUAAAAAGAAUCGCUAUAGCAACAGCAGCAGCAUAUCUGCCCACAGUCUCUGCUCUUCUCCAGCUGUGUCCACGCUGAAGUGUGAGUCUCCAGACUUCCGUUCUGCGAAAGCCAAAGACCUGCAAUCCACCUCCACAUUGGAGCAGUUUAUGGCCAAACUAUGUCCCCACCACCAGAGACGGAUAGUGGAUGCAAUAGGUUUUCUUCAAACGGAAGUCAAGGCUCAUGCAUCCUCUAAUGUACAGAAAGCAUUAGACUCUGUCCCUGGCAUUCAAGGGAAAUCUUCUCCUAAUGCAAUGUGUGGUAGCGCAACCCCAGAGAAGUCAAACUCUGAGCUAAAACUUCCUAUUGCAUCCACUCCUAAAGCUGAAUUCCUGGAAUUUCCUCAUUUUGUCCCUAACAGCUGCGCACAGAACACCAUUCCAGAGAAUGCGGUUUCCCUGAAAACAUCUAUAACUGGUGGCCCUACUAUGGAUGUUUUCGACCUUGGUCUUGGGACUGACCGUGGUCUGACCAGUUUUACUGCCAAUUCAGUGGAUGGAGAGAACAACCGUCAGAGUGAUCAGCCACCUGUUCGGAUGAAGAUCAAAACCAGCAGUGCUGCUGCUGGUAAGAGACUGUCAUGUGUGCUUGAUGCCACUCUUUCCUCUCCCUCUCAUACUAUUGAGGAGAAACAGGGUUUGUCCAGUAGAGCUGAGACACACAGUGCCAGAUUAAGUUCCUCCGGGAAAAGACACAGUGAAAGAAGUGUUAUUUCUCAAGGUAGUCAGAAAGAGGAUAUUGGGCAUCAGAGAGAUAAGCAAGCAAAAGUGUUUCCAAUCCAAAUGUCCUUCCCCUCAAAUUCAGUUCGAACUGCAAGAAAAACUGUCAAGAUGUCCUCUGAACAUCAAAUGAGGGAGGAUGUUUGCAGGGAAACAGUUGAUCCUGAUAUUGGCAACUGUGACAUUGUUUUUAUUGACAAGCCAAUUACAGAGUGUUUAAAGGAAAGGCGGCGCAGCAUGGCCCCCCGUCGUAAUGCCAGGAAAAGCACUAGGGGGUCGAUGUAUUCUGAUGACAUCUGGGAGUUAAAAACAGUUCGCACAUUGGCUGGAAGGGGUAAUUGUCCAAACUUAAUGCCAGAGCUGACUACACUGGUCACGCCAAAACAAAUCCUGUCCAAACCUGAAGGUCUACCACCAGUUGAUAUGCCGUUUGCUGGUGCAUGUACAGAGACGAUUAAUCAACACAUGCCCUCAGAGAUGCCGGAUAAGCAUGUCAUUUCAGGAGUGGGAGAUACUGUAGAGGUAGCUGCUAGUGUAGUAGAUGCUGUGGAGGUUGAAAUGAGUCAAACAGAUCAAGGUCAGAAUAAGGCCCAAUCCUGUUCACCAUCUCCACUGAACCCUCUAGUAGAGGGCCAGGAAACUCUUGCAGACACUAUAGCAGAUCCAGAGAGCAUUAAAGAUUUAGAGAUGACAAAAGAAAUUGAAGAAAGUGUUUGUCCAUCUCUACAUGAAUCAACAGAUGGCGAGUCUCAACAGGCUGUGUCUGACAAUAAAGAAAACAUGGCUACAGAAACACAAGUAGAAUCAUUAGAGAGUGAGAGUCUAAUCAAUGAGUCACAAUUAGAACUCUCGAAGAGUCUUGCAACAGACACACAAGUAGAACCGUUUAAGAAUCCAAUAAUGGAAACGCAAGUAGAACCGUUUAAGAAACCAAUCACGGAAGUGCAAGUAGAACCAUUAAAGAAUCCAAUCACGGAAACGCAAGUAGAACCGUUAAAGAAUCCCAUCACAGAAACACAAGUAGAACCUUUAGAUAAUCCCUUCACAGAAAUGCAAGUAGAACCGUUAAAGAAUCCCAUCACAGAAUCGCAAAUAGAACCGUUAAGGAAUCCCAUCGCAGAAACGCAAGUAGAACCGUUAAGGAAUCCCAUCACAGAAACGCAAGUAGAACCGUUAAGGAAUCCCAUCACAGAAAUGCAAGUAGAACCAUCUAAGAAUCCCAUCACGGAAACUCAAGUAGAACCGUUAAAGAGUCUUAUCCGAGAGAAAGCUGAGCACCCCCUCCUAUCAGAUAAAUGUCUUAACUCUGAGGAGCAGAACCGUAUUGGUACUGUAAAUUCAGAUGAAGAUGAGGUGGAAGAAGUUGACAAACUGCUUGAGGAGCAAAGUCAGGAGAAUCAACAAGAGAUCAAGUUGCGUUUUGAUAAUGUGAAGGUCCCAGAAAAGUCAGUUUCCAAAGAAACUACAGAGGAACUGACUAUAAAAGAGACGGAAACUGAACCUAUAGAAGUCAAUAACGCUGUUGAACCUGUAGAGAGAAAAAUUUAUGAGGCUGAAUGUGAUGAGCCGGCAAAGCCAGUUGUUGGGCUGCCAAAGGAGGUGUCACCUUGUCGUAGGAAAAAAGACACUAAAGCCCAGGUGCCAGAUCUUCUGGGACAAAUAGAACCAGUCAUAGUUGGCUUUGUCAAUGGUAAACCAGUUUCACCCUCAGACAGGAGUCUGCGCAGCAGAGCUGACAGGAACCCCACAUUGUCAAGUAAAACUCAGGUAAAAUAUCAGGAUGUGCCCACCUUUAAUAUUUUAGACCCUAAACCUUCCUCAACUGCUGAAAACCUAAAAACAGACAAACCUUCUGAAGCAAAAAGUCCUUUGACAUUAGAGACUCCUGUUACUGAACCAUCUUCUGAACCACCAACUUUAAGCCCACCAUCAAAAUUACCUUCAUCAUUAAAAGAAACCCAGAAACAAAAGAGUACCCCUAGAAGUCAGAUUAAGACACCAUUGCCUUCUGACCCUUCUGUAGAUCACACAAAUAGUAUGACAUCCAAACGGCAACUUAGAUCAGCCACUCAAAAGACGGUAGCUCCCAUUUCAAAUGUUGUCACCUCAAUUUCCUCACCAAAGCCUUCAACCCUUAUUCUUCCACCUGCAGAACAGCUACCUUCCCUCCUCCUCCCCCCAUUUCCAUUACCUGUCACCACGUCCUGUGACAGUAGGCAUUCUGAUCGCUCAAUUUCUGAAUGCUCUGAACAACAGGAACUCUCAGAGACUGUGCAAGUAAGCACUGAAAAUACACAUCAAAAUAAAGCACUCUCUGAAGACACCGAAAAGAACAAACUAGUAAGUGAAUUGGAAACCAAACAAACAUUGAGAUCAGGUAAGGUUGUAUCACAUAAAAAUGAAAACAGCACACAGCAUUUUCAUACUGAGGAACCAAAUUCUUUAGAAAAUCCAUCUGCAAUUAAGACUGAAAAUCUGACAGAACCUGUACUGACAAGAAGUAAGCGUGGGUUUCGAAAUAGCCCAGAUUUAGGGGAAUCUGCUUUAAUCCAAAAGAAGAAUUUAGCUCCUGUGGAGGACAGGAUAGCAAUAGAACCGGGUAAGGAUGCUUAUACACCAGAAAAACCCACAAGAAUGCCUUUAAGGAGUGAGACCGGUAAGACUGAAAUGUCUAACCAGUCUAUUGCUCAGUCACCACUAGGAGAUGACAAGAAAUUAGCCUUGAGAUCACAGAAAUCCCUCAACCAUUCUACCAGUGCUGCUGACACAGCGAAACAAAAUUACGUAUUCUCCCCCGUUCAAAUCAUUGCAGAAAGAAUACCUAAGGCCCAUCUUAAACCCCGAUCAGACACGGCCACACCUUUGACCCAAAACUCGCAAGUCCCUAUCAUUACUCCAAAACAAGAACCACCUAAACAAACUGUCAAUAAAUUCUUUCAGGCCCUCAAUGGUGAAGAAAAACAACACUUGAUUACAAACCUAAAUUCAAGAUAUGAUAGGAUGUUAAAGGGUUGGGUACAGCUGGACAAAGAGGGUCAGCCAGCAGUAAAACACAAAAACAAAUCAGAUAGGCAGGCAGCUAUCUGGAAAAGUAAAAGAAGGGCACGGAAACCAAAGUCCUCAGAGCAGCAGAAAUACUCACCGGUCCAAAUGCUUUUUAUGAAAGGUUUUAGUCUCACCAACAUUUGUCGCUGGUUCCUGGAUUCAACAGAGACCAAAUCUCUUGUUAUCGUUAAGAAGGUGAACACACGUCUUCCGUCAGAAACUCAGCUGUGCUUUCACAGCUCGUCCACAGUGUCAGGGCCUUCACAGGGAGUGUUUCCAAGCCUGCAGGCGGAACGCUUAAAGAAACAUUUAAAAAAGUUUCCCAUCGCUUCUCCUGUAAAAAGCAAUCCCAAAAACCAGAAGCUUAUUACUAAAACCCUCGAACAAGAGGUAAACACAGUCAAACUGAAGGAGAGGGCCGAACUCCCUGGCAGUACUCAAAAUGUAAGCAAAUACUCGGCUGCAAAAGCCAGUGCACAAAAAGGUGAAUCCCAAAAAAACCCAGGGAAAUCUAAGAAUCCAGCUAGUGCUAGAAUCUUGAGAAAAUACUCCAAUAUCCGAGGGAAGAUGCAAGGUCAGCAAACCACUGUUAGAAUGAAAAGGGGCUCAAAAAUGCUUGAAAAGAAGAAGAGCAAAUCAUUGACUGCUACUAAAUCAGCUACCAAGUCAAAUCGAAACUCAUCGUUGAAGGUAAAGAAAUCUACUGUAUCUGUUUGCAAAAAAAUGAAAGGGUCCGCAGCAAAACUGGCAAGGAGAAAGAUUUUGGCUGAGAGGAAAGUAACAAAGCCCUGUGUCUCAAAGCAGGCAGUGAGGGCACAAGCUGGCAAAGCUAAAGAUAAAAGUAAAGUACAACUACCAAAGAGAUGUUCGCAACGACUUGGGUCUCCUAAAGUACCUGAGGACCAGCCUGUGGAGACAUCAAAGAGCAAGUUGAGCAACAGAAAACAGAAUGAAGAAAAAACAGAAUGUGAAGUAAAUAAAAGUCAAACUAAGGAAUCCGUUCGAAGCCCCUUAGCAGAAAGCAAAGGUAAAGAGACUGCUACUGAAACGCCCGAGCAGGGCAUAAAUGUGAAGGCUUCAGGCUCCCCAGACCAGGUACAAACGAGAUCCCAGAGAAAAAUGGAAGCAGUGACCCCUCUGAGUGGGAGUCCCAGCAAUCCUUCAAAGAGGGCCAAGAAGGCAUCACAAGCGGCUGCCAGUACAGUGGAUGAACCCAAACUGACAAGAAGUGGAGCUCUAAAGAGGAGUCGGGCAUCCUUACUGCCACGUAGUGGAGCUAAGGCAGCCACCAAGAGAGCUCAGGAACUUCUAGAGACCCCUCCAAAGCGCACCAGGACAAAAUAAUAAACUCUUUGAAGAUGGAUUCUUUAUCUAGAGGAAUUAUGUUGAUUUUAUUUUAUUAGGACCAAAAAUAUAUAUUUUGUAAUUGCCCCAAACUCUGGAUAAUUAUUCCUGCAGAACCAGGAUUUCUAUAUUUGUUCUUGCUUUUGUAAAGUUUGAUGGUGCAAACCUGAUGCUGUAAUGCUUUGGCUUAUUUUACUGUCUGUGUUCAGGCAGCAGAAAAAGUCCUGCUAUAGAUGUCUGACGGCUGUAGUUGCUUUAUGUUUCUGCACUCGACAAAAAUGGCUGGAGAUCACAAAUGCCUGUCGAACCUCCAUUUUUAGAAGUUUAGAUGAUCAACCUUUCAAACAUAUACAUUCUUAUGUUCUGAAUUUAAUUUUUGUAUAUAUAUAUAUAUAUAUAAAUAUAUAGUUUUAGAUUAUUGCACGCUCUGCAUUAAAUUACUGAGGAAUGGAGGAGGGAGCUUUGAAUCAAAGUGUUACGUGCAGUGGGUUAGCAGUUUGUAUCUCCAGCCAGUCUUCCAAUCACAAAAUUGUGAAAACGUGACAUUGUGAACCAGGUGCCUUAUUUAUAUCUAUUUUAUGAGUGUGUUGCUGUGAAAACUUAUUUUCCUGAAGAUGCAGUUGACAUUCAUCUGCUUCAUUGAGCAAUUAGGAUCUGUUUUCCCUCUGCAUGUCAUGCACCUCCUGCUUGCUCUUCUCAUCGGGUUUUGGGACUCAUCUGGGUGGUUAAUUUUAAUUUUUUUUUAUUUUCCUCAGCAUUAACAGAACAUUUUAAUUAUAGCUUCAUUUUUUGUUUAGAUUUGCAUUGUUUAUUCAAAGAAAAAGGGGUGCUCUUUGUGUCAUGAAAAGUUUCUAAUGAAUUGUUUGUGGUCAUUUGUCAUUGCUGUGUGCCUCUUGUUAAUGAGGAGGCAGUUUCAGAAUAUCAAUCAAAGCAGAUUUUUAACAUCAAAUUGCUGAUUCUACUGCAUUAUGUCCCAGAAGGGAAAAACUAUUUUGAAAAGUACUUUAUCUUCUUUUAACAAUAGAAACCAAGAGUACUUUAUACUGUCUUGGUUUUUAUUUGAGUGGUAACUAUAUCUCAAGCAUUUUGUUUUGUUUUCUUCCCUCUCAUUGUUAGGUGAGUUAUAAUGUGAAGCCUGCUUACAUUUACAGUUACUACAUGAUUUUGUUAAUGGCAAAGCAUUUUAGGACAGUGUUAUUUCCCUUUUGUUUAUUUCCUUUGAAUUUUUUUAACAGGCUGAGUUUCUUGAAGAGGAUAAAUCAUCUGUAAAUGCAAAACUGGUCCACUAUGUUUUUAUCGAUAUUUAAGAACUUCAUAUAGGUCAUAGAAUUUAGAAAACCUAUUUCAACCCACCAAAUAUCAGACUUGAAUCUGUUUAUUCUUUGCAGUUGCUAUUUAAAUAUUUGGGUUUUUGUAUAUUGAAAAGAAAUACCUGUUUUAUUUGUGGUAAUUCCAAGAAAGACACAUCUUUAUGUUAAGAAAUUUGUAUUUUUCUGGAGUUGAUAUAAAGAUGUUUAAAUUCAA